AUGAAUGUUGGGAAGAGAAAGGUUCUGAUCAGGGAUGAAGAGAUGGAGGAAGCUAACCAUGAGGUAGGCAUAUGGAAAAAAACUAAGCCUAUGGAGGAAUUGUAUUCUGCUAAGAUCACUAGUUGCCUGAAAACAGUAAACUACUCCUUCAACUGCAAUGGAGAAAUUAAAGGUUUUGUGACACCAGGAAGGGGAAUACAACAGGGAGAUCCAUUGUCUCCUUAUCUAUUCUUAAUAUGCUCUGAAGGAUUCUCCAAUUUGCUGAGGAAAGCUGAAGAAAACAGGAGCAUCACAGGACUGAAAAUUAGUAGGCAAGGACCACUCCUCACCCAUCUCUUUUUUGCAGAUGAUUCCCUCAUCUUUUGUAAAGCUAACAAGCAAGAGGCUGAUGAGAUCAUGAAAGUUCUAAAAGUCUAUGAAAUAGCUUCAGGACAGUUGAUCAACCUUGACAAAUCUGCUGUAUUCUUUAGUAAAAACAUGGACUGUGCGCAAAGGGGAGAGGUAUGCCAAGCUCUAGGAGGAAUGAUGGAAGCAAAGCAAGGGAAAUAUUUUGGACUUCCAAUGGUGGUUUCCAGAACAAAGGAUCAGAUAUUUGGUUUUGUCAGAGAAAGCAUAAAAAGAAGACUCCAGAAUUGGAAAAACAAAUUUUUGAGCUCAGCUGGAAAAGGGAUCAUGCUGAAGACAGUAGCAAUGGCCAUGCCUACGUACGUUAUGUCAUGUUUUAAGUUGCCAAGAAAACUUUGCAAAGACAUUAGUGCUUUGAUGGCCAAUUUCUGGUGGGGAGAAACCAAUGGAAGAAACAAAAUGCACUGGAUUUCUUGGAAAAAAAUGGCAGUACACAAAAACGCAGGUGGUCUAGGUUUCAAGGAUUUAGAGGCCUUCAAUAAAGCACUUUUGGGGAAGCAGGUAUGGAGGAUCCUAGCCAAGCCAAAUCUUCUUGUCAGCAAGGUGUUGAAGGCUAAAUAUUUCCCUCAGGAAUCUAUACUACAAUGCAUUCCCCCCAAGAAUGCAUCAUGGAAUUGGCAAGGAUUAACGGGAGCAAGAAGUUUACUAGAUGAAGGCUUGAUCAGGAGAAUUGGAAAUGGUAGAAGUACAAAAAUCGGGGAUCAUAAAUGGUUACCAGAGACACUCACGGGGAAACCAACUACUUGCAGAUCCAGUAGCUGUGAGCUGAAAAUGGUUGCUGAGCUUAUAUAUCAGAAGAGAUGGAACAGAAAUAUCAUCUUCAGCAACUUUAACAGAAAUGAUGUUGAGAUGAUUCUUAGCAUCCCUUUAAGCCUCUCAGUGAGGGAAGACAGCUAUUACUGGCAACCAAAGGCUGGAGAGGAGUAUAUAGUUGAAUCAGGUUACAAAAUUCUGAUGAAGAAAGGCAGAAGUGAAAGGAGGUGCAACUCUGAGGGAACUGGAUCAAGCAAUGCAGAAAGAAGCCAACAAAUGUCUCAGAUGUGGAAUACACUGUGGAAGCUCAACAUUAAACAUAAAAUUAAGCUCUUCAUUUGGAAGUGUAUUAAAGGAGCCUUGCCAGUAAGGGAGGCAGUAUGGAAAGAUAGGAAUAAAAAGGAGUUCGAGAGCUCAGUAAGGUCCACACCAAUGAGAACAAUAGAACGGGCACAUAAGGAAUGGAUGGAACAAGUGGAAGUGAACCAGCAGAAAGAUAGAAAGAAUACAGAAGAAACAGUCCUUAAGUAUGAACAACAAAGCCAGCGCAAUGAAAAGGAAGGAACAAUAAUUAUAGGAGUGGCAACAACAAAGCAGCAAGGACAUAAUACUCUUGGAAUAGGAGUCACAGUAAAGGAAAUGGCAACCACUAAAAUUGCAGAUUGGGUGCUGAAAGAGAGAAGCCUGGGGAACAAAGUUUUGGAUGAAGCAUUGGCAUUAAAACUGGUUUUGUGUAAAGCUAAGCAACAGCACUAG
This is a messenger RNA of Coffea eugenioides, 1914 nucleotides long. RefSeq lists its product as uncharacterized. The record is from RefSeq and is a predicted model, not a curated record. The coding region runs from base 1 to 1914 and encodes 637 amino acids. The transcript has 3 exons. Lineage: Eukaryota; Viridiplantae; Streptophyta; Magnoliopsida; Gentianales; Rubiaceae.